CGUGGAAUAUUUAUCGUGUCCGGAAGUACUGUGGCUUUUUUGUGAAUCUUGGUUUAGGUUACCUUUCCUCUAAAGGGUCUUGUUGUUAUUUUUCUACAGCUUUAGCAAAAUAACGUUAAUAAUGUAGCUUUAACGACACAAAUACGUGUACUUUUUGUCGUAUAACCUAAACGAAGGACGUGUCGCAGCUAGAAACUGGAAAAAAAAUACUAUGUAGAAUGCUAGCUAGCUAACAGGCUAACCAGUUUGCCUUGUGUAUGUAGGUCUAUACGUUUACAGUUUGUCUAUAUGAAAGAAAAAUGACUAAGGCUCAAAUGAAAUCUGUUCAAACCAUUCGGUGGUGAAUGGUCUACAGUUUAAUUUCUACAUACAGCAGCAUUGAUGUCGGAGUCAUGGGACACAUAAGUAGUAUAACUGGACUCUAACUGGUCACAUUCAAGUCUUAAAAAUGGAAGAUAAAUACAGCAGCAACGUCCUCUCAGGGAGACAGCUGGGCAUGGUCGAAGUGCCCAAUUCCAGGUUAACCAGAUACAUAGUUUUUCUGGUCAUCUCAAAAAUCCUGAAGGCUCUGGGGAUCUUUGAAUCAUACGAUAUCCUAAAAGUUGUUCACAUUGUUCAGUUUAUCUUCAUAUUAAAAUUUGGGAGUGCAGUGAUUCUACUUUUCUUUCAAAAGCCUUUUUCCUCUGGCAAAGUCAUCUCAAAAAGACAGUGGAUAAAGUUACUAAAGCAUGCUGCUUUCAGCUGUGUCAUAUCACUUCUGGGUUUUUUUGGUCUUACUCUCUGUGGGCCUCUCAGGACGUUGUUGCUUUUUGAACACAGUGAUAUGGUGGUCAUUGCUCUCCUUGGUGUCCUGUUCACGAGUUCAGGCGGGGGGCCCUCUAAGACCAGAGGGGCUGCAUUCUUUAUCAUUGCUGUGAUCUGCUUGCUCCUAUUUGACAACGAUGAUCUAAUGGCAAAGAUGGCAGAGCACCCUGAGGGACAUCAUGACAGUGCCCUUACUCAUUGUAUUCACACUACCAUUGCAUUUUUAGGAGUUGCAGACCACAAAGGUGGCGUGGUAUUGCUCGUGGCCUCCCUUUGUCUGAAAGUUGGCUUUCACACAGCCUCCAGAAAGUUAUCAGUUGAAAUUGGUGGUGCUAAACGCCUGUAUGCCCUUGACAACUUGGUUUCUGCUGUAGUACUUCUGCCCUGGGUCAUAGUGUUGUCUGCAACCACAGAAAGCAAAGUUGAAUCUUGGUCAUCACUCAUCCUUCCUUUUGGAAUGAUCAUCUUUUCUGUGAUGAUCCUGGAAUUUUAUGUUGACGCCAUAUGUACCACAAAGAUGGAGGCACCAAGGUGUGCCUGGUAUGGAGCCAUUGCUCUCUUCCUCAGCGCCCUGCUGCUGGCUAACUUCUGGACACAUCCACUGACUGACCAGCUGCGCUCCAUGAGCAAACCGCCCCAGCAGGUCAGCACGGAGCACGUGCUCUCUGGAGGGGUGCUAGUCAGUGCUGUCUUCUUUAUGAUGUCGUCCAGUAUUCUUUCGUCUCCCUUAAAGAAAGGUCAGAAGGGUACUUUGGUUGGCUACUCACCUGAAGGGACUCCUCUUUACAACUUCAUGGGGGAUGCCCUGCAGCACACGUCACAGUCACUCCCACGGUUCAUUAAAGAAUCGCUAAAACAGAUUCUUGAGGAAUAUGACUCCAGACAAAUCUUCUAUUUUCUGUGUCUUAAUCUGGCUUUUACCUUUGUGGAGUUGUUUUAUGGGGUUUGGACCAACAGUCUUGGUCUGAUCUCUGACGGGUUCCACAUGCUGUUUGACUGCUCUGCUUUAGUCCUUGGCCUGUUUGCUGCCCUCAUGACUCGCUGGAAAGCAACCAGGAUCUUUUCAUACGGGUUUGGCCGUGUUGAAAUACUUUCUGGAUUCAUCAAUGGCCUGUUCUUAAUGGUGAUAGCGUUCUUUGUCUUUGUGGAGUCGGUCACCCGUCUGGUAGAUCCUCCUAACAUAAACACAGACAUGCUGACUCCGGUGUCUGUGGGAGGAUUACUGGUCAACCUGGUGGGUAUCUGUGCUUUUAGUCACGCACACUCACAUGGUGGCAAAAGCUGCUCAUCACAUGAUCAUGGCCACUCACAUCAUGGCCAUUCUCACAGCGAGCACAGCCACGGAGGUCAUGGCCACUCCCACGGGAGUCAUGCACAUGGAGGACAUGGGCAUAGCUCUCACGGGCACUCCCACAGCUCAGGGGGUGGCGGCAUGAACGCUAACAUGAGAGGUGUUUUCCUCCAUGUCCUGGCUGACACGUUGGGCAGCGUAGGCGUGAUCAUUUCCACUAUCCUCAUUCGUCAGUUCGGCUGGUUGAUUGCUGACCCCAUUUGCUCCCUUUUUAUUGCUACACUCAUUUUUCUCAGCGUCAUCCCUUUGCUGAAGGAUGCCUGUGAGGUGCUUCUGCUACGGACUCCCCCAGAACAUGAAAAGAACCUGAACAGAGCCCUGGAGAAGAUUGAGAAGAUUGAGGGAGUGUUGUCCUAUCGAGAUCCUCAUUUCUGGAGACAUUCAGCCAACAUGAUUGCAGGGACGAUCCAUCUUCAGAUUAUGUCUGAUAUGGUGGAGCAGAGGAUUAUACAGCAGGUAACGUCCAUUUUGAAAGAUGCCGGGGUGAAUAAUCUGUCAGUCCAAGUGGAGAAGGAAGCGUACUUCCAGCACAUGUCUGGACUCAGCACCGGAUUUAAUGAAGUUUUAGCCAUGACGCAACAAAUGGAGUCAAUGAAAUAUCUGAACGACGGGACAUGUAUCAUGUAACGCCCACUGGUGGGAUACCACGUAACUUCAGUAAUUGUUUUUAAUUGAAAUGCACACUAUGUGGUUUGAAUAAAUCUGAAUAUAUUGUUU
Molecule: messenger RNA, 2872 nt
Organism: Betta splendens (Siamese fighting fish)
Lineage: Eukaryota; Metazoa; Chordata; Actinopteri; Anabantiformes; Osphronemidae
Gene: slc30a5
Product: solute carrier family 30 member 5
Exons: 16
Coding region: 449-2782 (777 amino acids)
Biological process (GO): zinc ion transport; intracellular zinc ion homeostasis; transmembrane transport
Cellular component (GO): membrane; Golgi apparatus
Molecular function (GO): zinc ion transmembrane transporter activity
Source: RefSeq, a predicted model, not a curated record